Molecule: messenger RNA, 468 nt
Organism: Dichomitus squalens LYAD-421 SS1
Lineage: Eukaryota; Fungi; Basidiomycota; Agaricomycetes; Polyporales; Polyporaceae
Exons: 1
Coding region: 67-264 (65 amino acids)
Source: RefSeq, a predicted model, not a curated record
UCCGCAAGUACACGAGCGUGCCGCUACGAACUGGUAUGCAAUGUGUGGAUCUGCUGACCACAAAUUAUGUCUAGUCGCUACAAGCUGGGCGCUCUGGGAUCGAAGUCGUACACACCAGCAGAAGGCGAACGCUGGCGCUCCGUCUCGACGACGCAGACACGCACGAGAAAUCGAGGCCUGAGUUCUAAGACUUGCAUUGCGCGUUGUCGAGGAGCUGACAGAAGUCCCGCCAAGAGGCCAUAUGCUAUGUGUCGUGUCGCGUAGAUAGAUUGGGCAUGUGAAGCAGCGGCGUGACAUGAAAUGUGUUUUUGCAGCCUGAGGAUGCCGACAACUCCUGAAGACCUGAGCGCCUACCCCAACGGGGAGAUUGGUACAAGCAGUGUCAGACAGACAGUAAGCAACCGAGUGAGAACGUACGGUUUAUUUGACGACAAACCUCUUUUGCGGAGUCAGGGUAUACACGCCGGC